AUGAAACUCUCUUCACCGUGGAAUCCAAAUCCUUUGGGGUUGGGUUUUGGUGAUGUUGAUACUUCUUGGUGUAGAGGUGCGAAAUUUUCAAUGCUUUCUAUCAGACAAAUAGGUAUUAAACAAAGGGGUAUAAGGCUGAUAUCCUUGAAGCCUGACUUCUCCAAAUACAAGUUGAAAGAGCAACCACCUGGAUUUGUUGUUGGAACUAUCAAUGAAGCUUAUGUACCACCUCCACCUAAUUUCUAUCAUGGAGGUCAUCAUUGGUCUUAUGAAAAAAUAGUUACAGGUGCUAUAGUUCCAUUAACCAUAGCUCCAUUCUUAGGUUUUGUCGAUCCUAUGAUAGACUAUUCAUUUUGUGUAGCUGUGUUAUCCCAUUGCCACAUGGGUUUGAAAUCUUGUAUUAUUGAUUAUAUUCCUAAAAGAGUUUAUGGUGUUUGGCACACAUUUGCAUCCAGAUUGUUGUUAUUAGGUUCAACGGUAUCCUUAUAUGGUAUAUAUUUAUUGGAAACCGAUCAUAAUGGUCUUUUCUCUUUACUUUCGGAAUUUUGGAGUAGUUAG
Molecule: messenger RNA, 558 nt
Organism: Yamadazyma jaroonii
Lineage: Eukaryota; Fungi; Ascomycota; Pichiomycetes; Serinales; Debaryomycetaceae
Source: the annotation of a GenBank genome assembly